UUAUAGUCGAGUACCCACUCCACUCCGUAUAAAGAAAUGACUAGUUAAUACUCCAUGGAGCAUCAUAUAUCUAAUGUAAAAUUAUUAUUAGUAAAGAUAGAGAAGAGAUGAAGGUUUUUGCGUUGUUGUUGUUGUUGGUGGUGGUGCAAGACGUGAAUAGUGAAGAUUCAUGUACCUCCAGUCUUAACCUAAAAAACAAACCUCUCUUUGAUAUUUCUUCAUUUCAUUGUGUUUCAGUAUGGGAUGAACAAGGGUAUAUACUGAGAUAUCUGCAGACGGAUAGAAAAGUAUGGAGUUUCGUUAUAUCAGCACCAAAUAGCAAUUCAUUCAUAGGGAUGGGUUUUUCAAAAGAUGGGAAAAUGGUGGGUUCGAGUGCAAUUGUUGGAUGGGUAAGCAACGAUGGGUCUUCCACCAUGAAAAGGUAUUUUCUAGGUGGAGAAUCAUCGGCGGAGGUUGUGCCAGACCAAGGGAAUCUUCAAUUGGUGAAUAUGACAUCUUCCAUUAUAGCUCAGAAUUCAACGAUUUAUAUGGCUUUUCAAUUGAACACGCAAGUCACACCCACAAAUCGACUAAUUUACUCCCUCGGUCCUAUGGGACGCCUACCUUCUCCCGUCAAUUAUCAAUUGUCACAACAUCGUGCACAUAUCUCCACCUUCUUCGAUUAUAACUCAGGUGAAAGUAAAUCAAAGAGCCCUUAUGGAAAUCUUAGGAGAAGUCAUGGAGUGUUGAAUAUGUUGAGCUGGGGUAUUUUGAUACCAAUUGGGGUCAUGGUUGCUAGAUACUUUAGGCAAUAUGAUCCAAUAUGGUUUUAUUCUCACACAACUAUUCAAUCACUUGCCUUUCUCCUUGGAUUUGUUGGUAUUGUAUGUGGUUUCGUUCUUGAAGAUCGUCUUAGCGCUCAUGUUGAUAAACACAAAGCACUUGGCAUCUUCAUUCUUGUUCUUGCUUGUUUGCAGGUGAUUGCAUUUUUGGUUCGACCAGGAAAGGAAUCAAAAGUAAGAAAAUAUUGGAAUUGGUAUCAUUACACACUGGGAAGGAUUUUGAUAAUAUUGGCAGCAGCAAAUAUUUUCUACGGAAUCCAUUUAGGAGGUGCAGGCACUGCUUGGAAUGUUGGUUUUGCUGUUACCCUCGUUGCAUUCUUCAGCAUUUCUAUCGUUCUAGAAAUAAGGUUGUGGAUGACAAAAUAAAUUAUUCUUCUUCAUAUUUCUCCAACAAAUUAAACUUAUAUAUAUAUAUAUAUAUAUUCAACCAAACAAAUGUUUCUAAUUCUUCCUAA
Messenger RNA from Solanum verrucosum, 1276 nucleotides. Its product is annotated as cytochrome b561 and DOMON domain-containing protein At3g07570-like. The transcript has 4 exons. The coding region runs from base 108 to 1187 and encodes 359 amino acids. The record is from RefSeq and is a predicted model, not a curated record. Lineage: Eukaryota; Viridiplantae; Streptophyta; Magnoliopsida; Solanales; Solanaceae.